This is a messenger RNA of Necator americanus (New World hookworm), 4335 nucleotides long. RefSeq lists its product as uncharacterized. Gene Ontology annotation, cellular component: Golgi membrane; nucleus. The coding region runs from base 1 to 4335 and encodes 1444 amino acids. NCBI's taxonomy places the organism in Eukaryota, Metazoa, Nematoda, Chromadorea, Rhabditida, Ancylostomatidae. Gene Ontology annotation, molecular function: RNA polymerase II transcription regulatory region sequence-specific DNA binding; DNA-binding transcription factor activity, RNA polymerase II-specific. The transcript is spliced from 33 exons. The record is from RefSeq and is a predicted model, not a curated record. Gene Ontology annotation, biological process: regulation of transcription by RNA polymerase II; intra-Golgi vesicle-mediated transport.
AUGGAUAGCUAUUUGAGAAGUUGGAAAAAUGUAUCAUGGGAGAAUGUGCAGCUCCGUGUUGAUGGUGAGAUCAAAGCGAUUGGUAAUCGACAGGAUGAGGCUGAAGAGGGGCGGAAAAUGCUUGUUGAGGAGAGUAAUAAAUAUCGGCAAAACACAGAUAAAGAGACUCGCCGUGUUGCCAUACCGCUUAUAAAAGCGUUCCAGAAGGAGGUGGAUCAGUUGACUGUGAGAGGAAAAGCAACAGAAGCAGCUUUGAUUGAGAUCUGUUCACAGCUCACGAAUUUGCCUGAUCCAACGCCGAUCCUUGAACAGGCGAUAGUCUGGAAGGCACAAGCAGAAAAGACUAAUAUAGCGGUCGAAGAGGCGAAUCACCUUCGAACGCAAAUCGGUCUCGUUCAAACAGAAUUGGCAGAUUUAAAGAAUCAGGAUGUCACAAUCCGUCAACUUCGCGACACUAUAGCAAAAUUGGAAGAAGAAAAAGUGAAAGAAGUUGAAAAAGCGAUCGAAGAGAUCGAACGAGAACUACGUGACGAAUUUUCUGUACGUGAUCACGAGACGACAAUGCGUUCGGAUAAACUGAAAGCAGAAAAUGCUGCGCUCGAGAAAAAAGUUAGUGAAUUAGAAGCACUAAUGCGAGAUGCACAACGACGUCUGGAUACUGUACGUGUAGCGGCUGAUCGCAAAGAAGCGCUAGAAAAUGAGCAGAUUGAUAUUCUGACAAGAGAUUUGAAUGAUGCCAAUAGAAGAGUGAUCUCCUUGGAAUCCGAACUGUCCCGAGUCACUGUCGAAUUGGCGGAAGCUCGUGCUUCAUCACAACGUGGUGGUCUUGAGGACAUUGCUGCCCUAGGGGGGUUAAUGAAAGAAAAAGAUGAACAGAUUGCCCGUCUUACUGAGGAAAAUCGUCGUCUACAAGAAGCGGCCGCAAUUGAUGCAAAAAAAACUCGUGCUCAAUGCGAUGAGCUGACCACAGAACUGAACAAAAAGACACAACAAGUGCAACAACUUGAAGCAUUACUGGCUGAUCAGAGCGAUUAUGAAGCGAUCAAAAAAGAGCUGAGAUUACUCCGUGAAAUUGAAUUCGGUGAGGCAGCUACGGCGAAUGAGGACUCGAUAGCACGUCUCGGUGAGACUGUACAAUCGCUGGAUAGACUCCUGGCCGCGAAAAAUCGCCGCCUGCAGAACGAUAACGCGUUGCUGCGUCAGGCGAACGAGCAGUAUCAAGGCGAUGAAGUUAUGCAGGCCAUACUUGCUGGUAGCCAUCAGGCUGUUGUAGAAGCUGUAACUACUAGGGUAGGACGUGAAGUUGCUGAAGGAUAUGUGGAUAAGGACGCGGAUCAGAUCCGAGGCUCAUCCAUACCGGAUAUACAAGAGUCAGGGAAGUCCAGUAAGCCAGAUGCUGACGACGAACAGAAUUUGUUCAAGAUUCUGAUGAAUAUGGGAACACCAGUAACUGCACCCUCAAAGGCUGAGAACGGGAACUCAACGUCUCGUUCUGCGCAGGAAAACUCAUCUUCAUCCGAUAUUCCUUUCGAACACUUCCGUUACUCACCGAAACUCACUAAUUAUACAGGAGAACCAGCGAAAACACCUCAAGAGUUGAAAGCGAUCCAGGAACUUCAGAUCCGUGUAGCCUCAAAUGUACGCGCACUUGGCGGCCGAGCAUUGAACACAGCAGAAAUUGCACGACAAUGCAAACGGCUGAUGGUGGCGUACAACAUCGGGCAACGACUAUUCGCGAAAUACGUCAUGAACCAGUCUCAAGGCUCGCUAAGUGAACUUUUGUCGAAACCUCGACACUGGAGUAAACUUACCGACAAGGGCCGUGAGGCGUUUCGUCGAAUUUAUGGCUGGAUCUCUGACGCGGAAGCAGUCGAUCUUCUAUGUUCAUUGAGUCCAAGACGGGUUUGGCCUAGCGAAGUUCGUAUUGAACACCCAACCCCCGAAUCCCUAUGGGAGAGCAACAGUAAUCUUCUCCCACCGGAAGAACCAGAUGAGAAUGCGUUUAAGCGAGCGACAAGCGCCAGAGAAGACCAGUAUCGCUUAGCGGGCACGAAUCAAGCAGCUAACGCUGGCUCUACGACACGUAAUAGCCGUUGGCGACACGACGACAUCCCUAAGGAGAAGAUAAUGAGCAUUUUCCAGACGGAGCUGGCAAAGCUGAGGGAACAGGAAUCGACUCUUGAAAGAGCGAUAGCGACUCGUUCAUUUGCGAGCGGUCACGUGAGAAGAACGGAUGAGCCCGUACCAGCGUACCAUGAAAUGUCGCACAAUGAAAGAAUGGCAUCCAUUAGUCAUGCACAUCAGGUUAUGAACGCUCGGAUGCGUGUGGGUCUGUCACCAAUUACCCAGGAUCAAUUUGAAAUGUUUGGACAUAUUGACACAGAGGAUGUUGUCAAACAGAUAAAAGAAUUCCUAUCAAUGAAUUCGAUUUCACAACGACAAUUCGGGGAACAUGUGCUUGGAUUAAGUCAGGGAUCAGUGUCCGAUUUGUUGGCUCGCCCAAAACAAUGGAACAUGCUGACCCAGAAGGGACGAGAACCAUUCAUAAGGAUGAAACUUUUUAUGCAUGAUGUGGUACAGUCGGCUAGUAGAGCACGAGCCGAAGCUGCCAAUAAAAAGAAGAACGCCGCCACCGAGAGUUCAGAGGUGCCGACGUCGGAUGCGAAUGAGUCAGCAAGCGAAACUGCUGAAAGUGUCGUAGCGAUAAAAGUAAAACGUGAGGUCCCUGACGAGGAAGAGGACGUGGUUGCGCUGCCGAGGUCCGAGUUUGACGCGAUGAGCGUAGGCGAUUCGCAAGAAUCUGAUACGGGUACGGACGGAGAAGCGGUCGAUACAGCUCUCCUGGUGCGGAAAGUGAAGGACAGAUUACAUUUGCAUGGAAUUUCUCAAAGGCUAUUUGGUGAAGCGGUCCUGGGAAUCUCCGCCGGAGGAUGCUCCGAGCUCUUCCUACGUCCUCGACGAUGGUCAACACUCUCUGUAAGAGGGCGAGAGCCUUUCGAGAAGAUGAGGGCAUGGUUGGCGGACAAGGAUGCUGUUCAGAGGCUUCUUGUUAAGGAACGAAUAGAAACUGGGCUUCCGCUUGAGAAGAACCUAGUGAAUGGGAAUGGGAAGAGGUUAUCUGACCCUCCGUAUGAACCUCCACCUCGUAAAGUGCAGCGUACCAUAAUUACGGAACAACAAAAAGAGGCGCUUCGAUUUGUGUUCCAACAUGAACAUCAUCCUAGUCAGAAAACUGUUGAAUUGCUGUCUCUCAAACUAAACCUCAACAUUCGAACGGUAAACAACUGGUUCCAUAAUCAUCGUACACGACAAAAAGCAAGUUUGAAAGAAGGGAAAGUAUAUCCACCAGCUGUUGCAAGUAUACCGGCUAGCAAGAAUUGGCAGCAGGAUCUGCACACAAUUCUCGAGAACGCCUCUCGUUUUGCGCUGAUGGAAGAAGCGCCGCCAACAAUGGUGCAGGUGCCGGCCACCCCUCUGUUCACAUCCAGUGGUGACGAACGUGCGAACUCUUCGCUACUCUUCUCGAACGACGAUCGCCCAGCGACGACGGCACCGUCGACGUCCCCGUUGUUCUCAUCUGAGGAACGUUGGGAAAAAACCAGUCAACUGGAUCACACAUUGGCAAAGAAUGAAACGGAAUUGAAUCAACUACGACAAGACAACUUCACUCAAAAAGAACUCAUCGAGAAAUUGGAAGCAGACUUGGCUGCUGCUGUCGCCGGACAAAGUCAUGAAAUUAAUGGUGAACUAUCAACGAUGGAUAUGCUUGGAGCUGUUCACGAAACGAAAUUAGACGGUGACACUAACAGCGUCCUCACCAUUGUCCUCGCACAAAGAGAUCGUUUAAAACUUCGUGUAGGAGUACUGGAAGAGGAAUUAAUGGCUGAAAAAACAAAACAAGCAGUACUACAGACCGAAAUUGAGAAAGUACGAGAGGAUAAUGUGAAACUUUACGGAAAAAUCAGAUUUCUCCAAGGAUACGGAAGUAAAUCCGCUGAAACUAGUGUUCCGCUACCAGAAGAAAGUAACUACAGUGCACAAUACGAGAAACGUUUGGAUCCAUUUCAACGAUUUGGACAGGCAGAAACGCUGCGCACUUAUGCUCGCCUUCCUAUCCAUGAUCGAGCGUCCCUCAGUAUUGGAAAAGCAAUUAUGACCUCAGCUUCGGCUCGCAUGACGUUCUUCUUCUAUUUGGUUUUCUUACAUCUUCUGGUCUUUUUGGUACUGUAUCGAUUCGCGUAUUUCGAGUCGUGUGAGCGUGACUUCCAGCAGGAUUGUGUCGCAAAAUUCGAACGUCAUAUGAAAGAACAUCAUCCAGGAAAUCCAAACGGAUGA